Messenger RNA from Cyprinodon variegatus (sheepshead minnow), 2290 nucleotides. RefSeq names its product paired box 6 (gene pax6b). The record is from RefSeq and is a predicted model, not a curated record. Gene Ontology annotation, biological process: regulation of transcription by RNA polymerase II; anatomical structure development. The coding region runs from base 500 to 1873 and encodes 457 amino acids. NCBI's taxonomy places the organism in Eukaryota, Metazoa, Chordata, Actinopteri, Cyprinodontiformes, Cyprinodontidae. The transcript has 14 exons. Gene Ontology annotation, molecular function: RNA polymerase II cis-regulatory region sequence-specific DNA binding; DNA-binding transcription factor activity, RNA polymerase II-specific.
GCAGCUACUUUUGCUGCAAGUUGGCACAGGGAGCUUUUGCGUGGCAAAAUGGAGAAAACGACUCCAUACUUUCUCUCUACCCAGUUUUUUCUUUCUUUUUCUUCCUCUCUUCUGCUGCCGUGGCUCUGUUUCCCGCUUUGGCUGUGGCACAGGGGGGAAGUGUUUAUAUGGGGGAUGAUGACAGAGGUCGGGUCGCGCUAAUGGGCCAGUGAAGAGCGGUGGAGGGAGGCGAGGAGAGGAGAGGCGUACACAGCAGACCAGGAACACAUAACAUUAAUACACUUGUUCCAUCACCAAUCAGCAUAGGGAUACCCCCUCCGUCUCCGCCAAAUACCGCUGGAAACUAAUUUUUCCUCUUCUAAACUUCCCGGGAACAAGAGAUACCAAUAUCCUGGUCGGCUUUUUCUUUUUUCUUUUUUUUUUGGCUUUUUACUUUUUGUUCCAUCAUUUUGGUGUGGAGAACGGGGCUCUGCAGCCUGUAGUUUAACAAGGUCGGAGGAUGCCCCAAAAAGAAUACCACAACCAAGCCACGUGGGAGUCUGGCGUAGCCUCGAUGAUGCAAAACAAGGUGUAUGACAUCUGUGAUGAAGGUCACAGUGGCGUAAACCAGCUUGGUGGUGUGUUUGUUAAUGGCAGACCGCUGCCGGAUUCCACCAGGCAGAAAAUAGUUGAACUUGCUCACAGUGGCGCUCGACCCUGCGACAUCUCCAGGAUAUUACAGACCCAUGAUGAAGUCCAAGUGCUGGACAGUGAAAAGGUGUCCAAUGGCUGCGUGAGCAAGAUCCUGGGCAGAUAUUAUGAAACUGGCUCCAUCAGACCGAGAGCGAUAGGCGGCAGCAAGCCCCGCGUCGCCACUCCGGAGGUUGUCGCCAAAAUCGCGCAGUACAAACGGGAGUGUCCGUCAAUCUUCGCCUGGGAGAUCCGCGACCGGCUGCUGUCGGAGGGGAUCUGCACCAACGACAACAUACCCAGCGUGUCAUCAAUAAACAGAGUCCUCCGCAACCUGGCGAGUGAAAAGCAACAGAUGGGCGCAGAUGGCAUGUAUGACAAGCUGAGAAUGCUCAACGGUCAGACAGGAACUUGGGGGACCCGGCCAGGCUGGUACCCGGGAACAUCAGUGCCAGGGCAGCCCAACCAAGAUGGCUGCCAACAACAGGACGGCGCAGGAGAAAACACCAACUCCAUCAGCUCGAACGGGGAGGAUUCGGAGGAGACGCAGAUGCGCCUGCAGCUCAAGAGGAAGCUGCAGAGAAACCGCACGUCUUUUACGCAAGAGCAGAUCGAGGCGCUGGAGAAAGAGUUUGAAAGAACGCAUUAUCCAGAUGUUUUUGCACGGGAAAGACUAGCGGCAAAAAUCGACCUGCCAGAAGCAAGAAUACAAGUAUGGUUCUCAAACAGAAGAGCAAAAUGGAGGCGAGAGGAGAAGCUGCGGAACCAGCGCCGACAGGCCAAUAACUCCUCCAGUCACAUUCCCAUCAGCAGCAGCUUCAGCACCAGCGUCUACCAGGCCAUCCCGCAGCCCACCACACCGGUGUCUUUCACCUCGGGGUCAAUGCUUGGAAGGCCUGACUCUGCACUUACAAACACCUACAGUGCGUUGCCUCCCAUGCCCAGCUUCACCAUGGCCAACAAUCUACCUAUGCAACCCAGCCAGACCUCCUCUUACUCCUGCAUGCUGCCUACCAGUCCGCCUGUGAAUGGGCGGAGCUACGAAACAUACACGCCCCCUCAUAUGCAGGCACAUAUGAACAGCCAAUCAAUGACCACUUCUGGUACCACCUCAACAGGACUCAUCUCUCCUGGAGUGUCUGUCCCUGUCCAAGUCCCAGGGAGUGAGCCUGACAUGUCUCAGUACUGGUCAAGACUACAGUAGAGAGAAGAGCUACUUCACCCUGUAAGCACCCACUCCACCAUCGCCCUCCGGCAGUGCUCCUCACACAUACACAGCACAGGAGAGUGGGGGGAAAAAAGCACGAGAGGGUUGAGGAAGAGGAAAGAAGGAGAGGGACUCUGGGAGAGCCUUGGGACGCCUGGGCUUUGUUUCCCCCUGCUGGGACAGUGUGCUGUUGUGUAACUCCAGGCACAUUCAAACCCGGACUUGGAAGAGAGACCAACAGUGGAAAGAGAGAGAGAAAAAAUGGACCUCUGUAAAGUGCCCGGUGUUAAAAUUUUUAUGGAACAAAAACUUAUCCGUUCUUUUUCUAUUUCCAGCUUCAGUCAUGUUCCCCCUUUUUUUCUCUGAUGUCUUUGUAAAUGGCCAUUUCUAUGUUAAUAUGAAAAAAAAGAAAAA